AUGUCUUUAGUUGCUUUGAAAAACGGGAUAAUUAAACUAAUUAGCAGUAAAGACAAAUCACAAGAAGAAUUGCAUAGAGUUAAUAGGCUAUUAGACAAUAAUCAGAACCCAUAUGGAUCAACAGAAAACGGCUUUUUACCUAGAGAUGAAAGGGCAGCAGAUAUAGCUAGACAAGAAGCCGUAAUUCAAGCAGCUGAAUCAAUAGCUUCAUCCUCGGAAGAUAAAGAAGAUGGCCAAGGUGAAACUUAUUCGCUUACACAAUUUUUCAAUAGGUUUGACCCUAGAGUCAUGUCGGAUAUUAUCAUUGGUUUGAGUGACGGGUUGACUGUCCCAUUUGCAUUGACUGCUGGUCUAUCUUCAUUGGGCGAUGCCAAAGUGGUCAUAACCGGUGGUAUGGCAGAACUAGUCUCUGGUGCAAUAUCAAUGGGUCUAGGAGGCUAUCUAGCAGCAAAAUCUGAAUCAGAGUACUACAUAUCACAAGUAAAGAAGGAAAAAUUGGAUUUCUUCAAAAAACCAGAAUCGAUAAAUCAAGAAGCCGCCGAGAUUAUGUUUGAACUAGGAGCAACUGAAGCAACUAUCAUAAGUUUUCUAAAAGAUUUGGAUUCAAAGCCGAAAAACCUUAUUGAUUUUAUUAUAAGAUUUGGGAAAGGUUUAGAAGAGCCUGCAGAAGGUAGGCAACUUAUAUCAGCAUUAACCAUAGGCUUAUCUUAUUUCUUUGGUGGAUUUGUUCCACUUUUGCCAUAUUUUUUCACUAGUGUGGUUAAGACGGGGUUAUUGAUUUCAGUUAUUGUUAUGUUAAUUACUUUAUUUGCUUUUGGUUAUAUAAAGACGUCAAUUUCAGUAGGUGAAGUUUGUGGGUAUCAAAAGAAAGUUACCGAGGGAUUCCAAAUGGUCGCUGUUGGCUCGGUUGCUGCCGGCGCCGCUUGGGCCCUUGUAUAUUUUAUAGAUAAUUGA
Molecule: messenger RNA, 954 nt
Organism: Lodderomyces oxycetoniae
Lineage: Eukaryota; Fungi; Ascomycota; Pichiomycetes; Serinales; Debaryomycetaceae
Gene: CCC1
Product: Ccc1p
Exons: 1
Coding region: 1-954 (317 amino acids)
Biological process (GO): intracellular manganese ion homeostasis
Cellular component (GO): fungal-type vacuole membrane
Molecular function (GO): manganese ion transmembrane transporter activity; iron ion transmembrane transporter activity
Source: RefSeq, a predicted model, not a curated record